This is a messenger RNA of Budorcas taxicolor (takin), 2385 nucleotides long. It is a transcript of the gene RNF6, whose product is annotated as ring finger protein 6. Gene Ontology annotation, molecular function: ubiquitin protein ligase activity. Gene Ontology annotation, cellular component: nucleoplasm; cytoplasm. The transcript has 5 exons. Gene Ontology annotation, biological process: ubiquitin-dependent protein catabolic process; protein ubiquitination; positive regulation of DNA-templated transcription. Bases 207 to 2216 code for a protein of 669 amino acids. The record is from RefSeq and is a predicted model, not a curated record. NCBI's taxonomy places the organism in Eukaryota, Metazoa, Chordata, Mammalia, Artiodactyla, Bovidae.
CUGGAGAUCCUACCCCCGUCGCGCGCUUCCGUCGCAACGGCCAGGAGAGGAGCCGGUAUCGGAGGCGGAGGGCAGGGGUGGCGAGAAAGUGAAGGUUGAGAAAUGGGCAGCCGUCAAAAAAAGCACAGACAAUGGAAGGACGGAUACCACUGCGUAUGUUGUUAAAAGCAUGUUGAAAGGAAAAUAAGAAAGCCGGGAGUCUCAGCAUGAAUCGAUCUAGAUCUCAAUCAGUUGACGGUGGUGAAGAAACUUCAUCCCAAGACCAGCAUCACCAAGAAAAUGAGAGAAGGUGGCAGCAAGAGCGUCUCCACAGAGAAGAAGCCUAUUACCAGUUUAUAAACAACCUCAAUGAUGAAGAUUACCGGCUGAUGAGAGACCAUAAUCUUUUAGGCACUCCUGGAGAAAUAACAUCAGAAGAAUUACAACAGCGGUUAGAUGGUGUCAAGGAACAAAUAGCAUCUCAGCCUGACUUGAGGAAUGGGACAAACACCAGAGACUCAGGAAUCCCUGAAGAGGGUUCGAAUGAAGAUUCUCUGCUGGAAUGGCUGAACACCUUUCUUCGCACAGGAAACGCAACUCGAAGUGGGCAGAAUGGGAACCAGACCUGGAGAGCUGUGAGUCGAACCAACCCUCACAGUGGAGAGUUUCGGUUUAGUCUGGAAAUCCACAUCAACCACGAGAAUAGAGGAUUUGAAAUGGAUGGCGAAGACUCUGUGGGCAUGCCCUUCUCAGAUGUCAGUCAAGAUCAGGCUGCAGAUGGGCCCCAGAGACCAAGCAGUCCUGUGGCCAGGCGAACCAGGAGCCAGGCUGCAGGGAAUCUCAGCCGUGGUGCCCGCAUUCCCAGGACACGCCUUGGCUCCGGAGGGCAGAGCUCAGUUGAAGGCUCUCUGUCUCCAUUGGGAAGACUAAGAAAUAGAAUUGGGGGUGCAUCUGGCAGUCCUGGACCUGGUGCCCCCCUCACUCAUCUCAGCACCCCAUCAGGUGGGAGUGAACUCAGGCAGAGGGAGGGGCAGCGGUUUGGAGCAGCCCAUGUCUGGGAAAAUGGGGCCAGAACCAAUGUCACAGUGAGGAAUACAAACCAAAGACUAGAGCCCAUAAGACUACGGUCUACUUUCAGGAGUCGGAGCCGGUCGCCGAUUCAGCGACCGAAUGGCACAGUUUACCAUAAUUCACAGAGAGAGAGCCGGCCUUUCCAGCAGAGCACCAGGCGGUCUGUCAGGAGGAGAGGGGUAACCCGGGUCUUCCUGGAGCAGGACCCAGAAGGCAGAGGGGCUGCGUCCUCACUCUUCUCCAACUCCAGGCUUGUGUCCAGAAUCACGGUGGAAGAGGAGGAGGAGGAGCCCAGCAGGCUGCCCACAGCCAUGCGGCGACACCCGACCAUCACCCUGGACCUGCAGGUGAGGAGGAUUCGUCCCGGAGAGAGCAGCGACCGCGACAGCAUCGCCAACAGGACUCGGUCUCGGGUGGGGCUGGCGGAGAACCAGAUCUCCUUGGAGAGAAACAGUGGAGGCUUCCACCGCAGCAUCUCACGCCAGGAGCGCUCGGGGAUGCGCACCUAUGUGAGCACCAUCACCGUGCCGCUGCGCAGGGUGUCUGAGCAUGAGCUCGCCGAGCCGUCCUCCACGGCGCUGCGAUCAAUUCUAAGGCAGAUCAUGACUGGCUUUGGUGAGCUGAGUUCUCUCAUGGAGGCCGAGUCAGAGUCAGAGGCGCAGAGCGAUGGCCCGCACGGGCCGGCGCUGCGCUCAGACGCGGGUCCCCCGGGUGGGGCCGCCGGCCCUCCCGCGGGAGGAGCACCCCGGGGCCGACUGGCCCGCGUGGAGCUCACCCCACUUCAUACCCUAGCCAGCGACCCCGUGGUGGGCCGUCCUGCGCGGAAUUCAGGUAACUUAGUGGAGACGGGAACACUACCCAUUCUUCGCCUCGCUCACUUCUUCCUGCUUAACGAGGGGGACGAUGACGACCCCACGCGUGGUUUAACCAAAGAGCAGAUCGACAAUCUCUCCACCCGGAACUACGAGCACAGCGGUGCGGACGGUGAGCCGGGCAAGGCCUGCAGUGUGUGCAUCAGCGACUACGUGGCCGGAAACAAGCUCAGGCAGUUACCCUGCAUGCACGAGUUCCACAUCCACUGCAUCGACCGGUGGCUCUCAGAGAACUGCACCUGCCCCGUCUGCCGGCAGCCUGUCUUAGGGUCCGGCCUAGCCAACAGCGGGUGAUGCCCGGAGUCCCUCAGACGCACACCACCGGGGAGCUGUGUUCAGGCAUUGUUUUCUUGAAUCAUUUGUGAUGCGCUUACCAGGAUGAAAAAUCGCAGAUGAUUAUAGUUUGAACUAUUUUUUGUGUGUGCUUUUUUAACUUGUUAAAAAGAGUAAAUUUAUAGCAAGU